Messenger RNA from Cornus florida, 1629 nucleotides. Its product is annotated as glutamate receptor 2.7-like. The transcript is spliced from 6 exons. Gene Ontology annotation, molecular function: glutamate-gated receptor activity. Lineage: Eukaryota; Viridiplantae; Streptophyta; Magnoliopsida; Cornales; Cornaceae. The record is from RefSeq and is a predicted model, not a curated record. The coding region runs from base 1 to 1629 and encodes 542 amino acids. Gene Ontology annotation, cellular component: plasma membrane.
AUGUUUGAUGCAGCUGAAGAGCUGAUUAAGGAGAAGAAAGUCCAAGUGAUUAUCGGCAUGGAGACAUGGGAGGAAGCGGCUUUAGUGGCAGACAUUGGAACCCGAACUCAAUUCCCAGUUCUUUCAUUUGCAGCUGCUGCUAUUACAUCCGAAUUGGUGCGGCUUCGAUGGCCUUUCUUGGUGCAAAUGGUUACCAAUGGCUACGAACAAAUAAAUUGCAUUGCAGAUAUUGUUCAAUCCUUCAAAUGGCAGAGUGUUGUAGCUGUCUAUGAAGAAGACAUCCAUGGUGGUGAUUCCGGGAAGUUAACCAUGUUAUCCAAGGCCCUUAAAAAGGUUGGGUCUACGGAUAUAGACUAUCAUCUUGUCCUUCCACCAUUUUCUGAUCUAUCUGAACCUGAUCAGGAAAAUUUUGUUAAUAAAGAGCUGUCUAGCCCUCCUGUUGUCUUUGCUAUGGAAGGUGCACUUGUAAUCAAACCCUACUACUCUGAAAACAGUGAUUCUUUCAAAGACUUCAGUGAGCAGUUUUGCCAAAAAUUCCAAUCAGCUUAUCCUGAGGAAGAUAAGUCUGAGCCGGGAAUUCAUGCGCUACGAGCUUAUGAUAGCAUUAUGACUUUGACACAGUAUAGUGAACAUUGCCAAUCAGGAAUACAAAAACCUUGGCUUUUGGUAAUCAGAGUCCAAUUUCUCGGAGGUACCAAAAAAAUUGAUAACGUGGAAAAGUUGGCUGGUUUCGCAGAGGUGAUAUGGCCUGGGAAUCCAGAGAGAAUCCCAGGAGGAUUGGCGCCCAUGAAAAUUGCAGUUCCUGGUAGAGUCUCUUUUAAGAAGUUCCUCAAUGCAGAAUGGAAUGAGAACACAGAUGAGAAGUACUUUACUGGUUUUUGUAUCAGUCUUUAUAAGGAGGUGCAAACAAUUUUGAAGCGACGUUAUAACAUUCAUUUGCCAUCUCCAAAUGAAUUUCAAGAGUACGAUGGCAGCUACAAUGAUUUGGUUGAAUCUGUUCAUAACAAGACUUUUGAUGCUGCUGUUGGUGACAUAACGAUAAUAGCAAAGCGUUGGAGCCUAGUGGAAUUUACUGAACCAUUUAUGGAGUCAGGUUUGUCGAUGGUAGUUCCAGUGAAGUCUGUAGCUUCGAAAGUAUGGUUGUUUCAAAAGCCCUUCACCAUGGAAAUGUGGGUGGCUACGGGGAUCAUCUUCAUCUACACAGUGCUCGUAGUUUGGUUCUUGGAGCAACGUUCCACCCCAGAAUUUAGUGGCCCAUGGAGGGAACAGCUUAGCAAUGUGCUUUGGUUCACCUUCUCUACUCGAUCUAUUCUUUGUUCACACUACACUGCCAGCCUCACUUCAAUGCUCACCUUUUCAAGACUCCGGCCAACUGUGACAGAUAUCGAGUGGCUACAGAGGACAAAUGUAAGAGUGGGGUGUGCAUGCUAUGGUCGUACAUUUGUUAGAAAUUACUUGAAGCAUGUGUAUAAAUUUAAACCAAAGAACAUCAUCCACAUCAGAAACCAAAGCGAGUACCUGAGGGCAUUCGAGAAUGGCAAUAUUUCAGCAGCAUUUCUUGAAGUCCCGUAUGCCAAAGUUUUUGUCAACCAAUACUGCAAUCGGUCUUCUAAAAAGGUUCUCGAUUAG